Haliotis rufescens (red abalone) is the source of this 1644-nucleotide messenger RNA. Its product is annotated as probable myosin light chain kinase DDB_G0282429. The record is from RefSeq and is a predicted model, not a curated record. Bases 451 to 1485 code for a protein of 344 amino acids. Gene Ontology annotation, cellular component: cytoplasm; autophagosome. Gene Ontology annotation, biological process: peptidyl-serine phosphorylation; protein autophosphorylation; autophagy. The transcript has a single exon. NCBI's taxonomy places the organism in Eukaryota, Metazoa, Mollusca, Gastropoda, Lepetellida, Haliotidae. Gene Ontology annotation, molecular function: ATP binding; protein serine/threonine kinase activity.
CGUAUUAUAUACAAAUCAAAAAUCAAUAUCCCUAGCGGGACACUCGUUCAGCAUGCACUCAUCGAUAUUUGCAUAGCAUACCAGCGUUGCAGGACACGGUGACCUUAAUGAAUAUGUACAUACGGGUAGACGCGUUUGACUAAAAAUAAAUCGGUGCAUUGUCUGUGCGGGUAUUUUUCACUGGCUGUAACCCACCAAAUGUAGGUAAUGUAGUCCCGCUGUAGAUAUAAGCCCUUGAUCCUAAAAUAGCUCAAGCUGUCGAGUAACACAACAAGACGCCAUUACCAACCCUGUCAAACGACAGGUAGGGCAGGUCUUAGAGCGAGCACCUUGUGUAUGUUCGCCGUGUAAUGUAAAUGUGUGUCGAAGGUCUGAAAAUAGCUUUACAUCAUUGAACAACACAGGGAGACGCCAUUACAGUCCCCGUGAAAGGUAACACACGAAAUCAAGAUGGCUGCCGAUUGUAUUGGUGACUACCGGACACUAAAACUAUUAGGAAAAGGACAGUUCGGGGAAGUGUAUAUGGGCGAACGCAGGACUGAUAAGAAACGUUUCGCGCUGAAAAGUAUAUGUACUAAGUAUGUGUUCCGGGGCAUAUCGAUGGACAGGAUUCUGAGAGAAGUGGAGUCUCACAAAUCGCUCCCAAAGCAUGAAAACAUUCUGGAUUUCAUAGAAAGCAUCAGUGUAGGUGGUUACUUGUACAUAGUAUUGGAGCUCUGUGAACUCGGGACCUUGGAGGACUAUGUGACCCCGAAGAACCCGGACAGAGAAACGGCGUUGUCAUUCAUGGUCGACCUAGCACGAGGGUUGAACCAUCUCCACAGCAAUGGUAUUGUUCACAGGGAUAUCAAGCCAGAAAACAUUUUACUUGCCGAACAAGCACGCGGAGCACCAAGAUGCAAGAUAUCGGACUUUGGUGUUGCAAGAAUAAUGGACAUCCCAUCGGCUGAUUCCAAACUGGACGGUCGAUUUGGCGCCAUGGGUAGUUUAGCUGGCGAGGAGUACUUCAACACACUCUGCGGUACUCCUAUCUACCUUGCACCAGAGGUAGGAGACAAACAUUACACAAAACACUGUGACAUUUUCUCCCUUGGAGUCGUCUUCUAUGUGCUCUUUUCGCCGGAACGAACCAGAGAGGGACGGCUUUCGCCCUGGGUGAAAAACGGAACGCUUUUCUACGUAGCGUCAGAUUAUGACAUUAAACAACAGAUUGAGAAGCAUGUACACGAUGAAGGAAUCUGUGAGUUGAUUUUAUCAAUGCUGAAAACAGAUUAUCAUUCUCGGAUACCUGCCUCUGCCCUGGAGGAAGAACUUCUUCGCGUUGCUGUCCCCGAUGAUGAGGUGUUCUUCGUGGCGUGUUUCCUCGUGGCAGUGACUCUCAUGUUUCUGAUCUUCCCUGCACCAUUAUUCGUGUUAGCGCUGUUCCUGUUGACAUUUGGAUGUUGGCAGUUUGUUCCAAGAGGAUUCUUCCGGGGCAUAUUGUGAAUAACCUUGAUACUGCAAAAUUGUGUUUUUGGGGGUGGUGUUUGUUGUUUAACGCCACACUCAGCAAUACUCAAGCUAUAUGACGGCGGUCUGUAAAUAAUCGAGUCUGGACAGGACAAUACAGUGAUUGACAUCAUAAGCAUCGAUCCACGCAAUUGG